This is a messenger RNA of Leptidea sinapis, 3378 nucleotides long. RefSeq names its product AP-3 complex subunit delta (gene garnet). NCBI's taxonomy places the organism in Eukaryota, Metazoa, Arthropoda, Insecta, Lepidoptera, Pieridae. Gene Ontology annotation, cellular component: AP-3 adaptor complex; endosome membrane; presynaptic endosome. Bases 144 to 3083 code for a protein of 979 amino acids. The transcript is spliced from 19 exons. Gene Ontology annotation, biological process: synaptic vesicle budding from endosome; anterograde synaptic vesicle transport; synaptic vesicle membrane organization. The record is from RefSeq and is a predicted model, not a curated record.
CUUGAUCUGUCAGCUGAGCGUUCGAGUUGUAAAUUGUACAAACUAAUUUGUAAAUGUACAAAUUUUUUUGAUCAUUGGUUUGUGAGAAAGACUUACCAAAAACAUAUAAAUAAAGUGAUGAAUUACUCGAUAUACUAACCAUUAUGGCUUUAAAAAAGGUGAAGGGGAACUUUGAGAGAAUGUUUGAUAAAAAUCUAACUGAUUUAGUACGUGGUAUCAGAAACAACAAAGAUAAUGAGGCUAAGUAUAUCGCACAAUGUAUGGAAGAAAUUAAAGUGGAAUUGCGACAAGAUAACAUAGGAGUGAAAGCUAACGCCGUCGCAAAAUUAACAUAUCUACAAAUGCUUGGAUAUGAUAUAUCAUGGGCAAUCUUUAACAUAAUUGAAGUAAUGAGUUCUAAUAAAUUCACAUUUAAAAGAAUUGGCUAUCUAGCAGCCAGCCAAUCAUUCCAUGAGGAUUCAGAACUGCUCAUGUUAACUACAAAUAUGAUCAGAAAAGACUUAAGUGCCCAGAACCAGUAUGAAGCAGGGCUCGCAUUAAGUGGACUUAGCUGCUUUAUUUCUCAUGAUUUGGCAAGAGACUUGGCUAAUGAUAUAAUGACACUGAUGAGCUCUACAAAACCAUACCUUAGAAUGAAAGCAGUAUUGAUGAUGUACAAGGUGUUCUUGAGGUAUCCCGAAGCACUUCGACCUGCAUUUCCAAAGUUAAAAGAGAAAUUAGAAGAUCCAGACCCAGGUGUUCAAUCUGCUGCAGUCAAUGUCGUGUGUGAAUUGGCAAGGAAAAACCCAAAAAACUACUUGUCGCUAGCCCCAGUGUUCUUUAAACUGAUGACAACGUCGACAAAUAAUUGGAUGUUAAUUAAAAUUAUUAAACUGUUUGGUGCCUUAACCCCAUUAGAGCCCCGGCUUGGCAAGAAACUGAUUGAACCAUUAACUAAUUUAAUUCAUAGUACAUCGGCAAUGUCACUACUAUACGAAUGUAUCAACACGGUGAUAGCUGUUCUCAUCAGCAUCAGCAGUGGAAUGCCAGGACACGCAGCCAGCGUGCAACUCUGUGUUCAGAAACUUAGGAUACUUAUUGAGGAUACAGACCAGAACUUAAAAUACUUGGGUUUGUUAGCAAUGUCGAGGAUAUUAAAAUCCCAUCCGAAAUCAGUACAAGCUCAUAAAGACUUGGUACUGGCGUGCUUAGAUGAUAAAGACGAAUCUAUUAGACUGAGAGCCUUAGGACUUUUAUAUGGAAUGGUAUCAAAGAAGAACUUAAUGGAAAUAGUGAAAAAGUUGAUGAUUCACAUGGAAAACGCUGAAGGUACGUUGUACCGCGACGAACUGCUGACACGGAUGAUAGAAAUAUGCUCGCAGAACAACUAUCAACAUGUGGUGGACUUCGAGUGGUACAUCACGGUGCUGACGGAGUUAACAGAAAUGGAGACUAGUUCGAAACAUGGAUGUAUGAUAGCAGCGCAAUUAAUGGAAGUUGGUGCUCGCGUAUCGGAUGUCCGGGAAUUCGCGGUACGAGAGUGCAGUGCUAUGUGUAACAGAGCGGCAACGUCGCCGCCCGGCCCCGCGUCGCGUGAGGUUCUGUACGCGGCGGCGCUCGUACUGGGCGAGUACUGCACGGAGGAAGAAGUGAUGCGGGAGUGUAUAUCGCCGCUGCUAGUGUGUGCGGGGCUCCAGGCGGGGGGCGGGGCCAUGCGAGCUCGUGCGGUGUGCGUGCACGCGGCGCUCAAGGUCAUCGCGAAGUUACUGCUGCGGUACCGGCGGGGGAGGCGGCAGAACGCAAUCAAUGUCAUACUUGAAGCUCUGGGCGGUCUGAAGCCAUUGCUGUGCAGCGAGGAUAUGGAAGUGCAAGAGCGAGCUCACAACGCGACCGCUCUGCUCACCGUGGUACUCAGGCACGUGGACCCUGCCAACCCCAUCCUGGAGAACGAAUCACAUCUGGUCAUCACCGACGCAAUCCUGAAGUAUGAAGAAAGUAAUGGUCUGGAUAAAGAGGAGAGUGAGUUGGUGAACGGUGACCAUGCUCUGGAAGACAUUUCUGGAGGACUGUUCGAGGAGCUGGCCAGUUUGUUCGAGGGAGAACUGAAGCCGGUCGCGCCCAAAGCUCAAAAGAAAGUACCAAUGCCUGCAGAUUUGGAUUUGAACCAAUGGCUGUACCACGAGCGCUGGUCGUCCGAAAGCUCCAGUUCUGAAGAGGAGGCGGGAGCCUUGUUCACGGCUCCGCAGGAUGAGCCUCGGCCCAUCACCCAUCUCACGUCCGAUGAACUGGAGAUGCUUCGUGAGGCGCGGAGACAAGAGCAAGCCAACAACCCGCACUAUCUGAAAGACGAGUCCCCGCGCUCCUACCAGCAGGAAGACGUGCCGGUCGCUGAGAUCGCCCUCGAAGUGCCGCUUCAGUUACACACCAAGAGAUCUGACAAGUACUUAGUCUCACGAGAAAGUUCUAAGAAGCCCAAAAAGGAGAAGCGAAGUUCGAAGAAACGCAAGAGCAAGAAGCAAACACAUUCCUCUGAGUCCGACACUGAAGACGAAGACCGGUCAGGACGGUGUCGGCCCGUCGUGGAGUGUGGUGGGGAGCUGCCCGAGGGAGCCGCCCCCUCCGACGAGGACCCGCCCUCCGCCGGCGACGACCCGCACCGGGCCCUCGACUUGGACCUAGACGUUCCACUGCGGGAGGACGAAUUAUUUAUGAGUAAAACAAAGCCGUAUCCAACACCUGAAACGGGUUUGCUCGACAAGAAAAAAGAAUCUAAAAAAAAUAAAUCAGACAACCCAUCAGAACGGACAUCCAAGAAGAAAAAAACUAAAUCGUCCAAAAAAAGUAAAGAUGGUCUUAUACCAGAAUUGAAUAAAAAUGUCGCUGAGGACUUACUUAUAGAUCAUGUAAAUAAUGGUGAUGAGACAAAUAAUGAUAUGUCCACUACAAAGGAUGCAACACAUAAGACUGACAAACAUAGGAAAUCUAAGAAGGAUGGCAAGGACAAGGAUUCGAAGAAGAAGAAAUCUAAGAAAGAUAAACAUGAAACAAAGGUCGGCUACGAAGAAGCAUUAGGGAUAUCCACGCCCAGUAAGGAGGUUGUAUAGUGCUCGCGCGCGUACCACGUAUUCUGUGUAAUCUCUAGCAAUCCAUGUCACUCGCUGCGUCAGUGCAAUUUAUUGUUUGAACAAUUACUUAUAAUUUGUUAUUACUAGUUUCAUAUUUUAUAAGAGUUAUUUUAAUUAUUAAACUCGAAGCUAAAAGUCCACUAAACAAUCAAUAUUUCUUUAUUCUGUAGGUUAACAAAUGUAUAAUCAUGUACAGUUAUUAAGAUUUAUUAAAAGUGAUUCACUUACAUAAUAUAAAUAAUAAAAUAAAGCUCAUUUCUCCAUGUUUAUGAAA